UCGCGCUCUCUCUCUCUCUCUCUAAUUAACUGUCUUUCUCUCUCAUCAAGUAGUCGUACAAGUCAUAAGUAUUUAAGGGUUGCAGGCAGGGUUCAUUCUUUUUGCCAUCUAAACUAAACUAAACUGAUCGUCUGAUUCCCCUUUCCUUCACCUUCUUCUAAUUUCUAUGUUUUGUUUCUCUGAAUUUUCAGUCUUUAUAAUUUGAUUUUCAUGGCUUCCCCACACACGCAAGCUUUUCCAGCAGAUCAUCAAGAAACCGGACUCAAUCUCCCACCCCCUACAGACAACAAGGGUUCUACUCCUAAUUAUCCACGCCGGACGCCGACGGCCGCGCAGCCUCUUCGCAUGGCGCCACCCACCACCAUAUCCCUCAAACUUGAAGAACCUGACGCCGAUUUGGGGGAGGAUAAACCACCAGGAAUACUUCCUCACCCCCAGAUGAAAAGGUCUUCAACUAAAGACCGCCACACCAAAGUUGAGGGCCGUGGCCGGAGAAUCCGAAUGCCCGCCACCUGCGCCGCUAGGGUCUUCCAGCUCACCCGAGAGCUCGGACACAAGUCUGACGGGGAAACCAUCCGUUGGCUGUUGGAACAAGCCGAGCCCGCCAUCAUCGCCGCUACCGGGACCGGCACCGUCCCCGCCAUUGCCAUGUCGGUCAACGGCACUUUGAAAAUCCCAACCACCACCUCUUCCGCCGCGGGAGGCGGCUCCGACGAUCCCACUAAUCGCAAACGCAAGCGUCCCUCUAGCAGCGAAUUCAUUGAUGUAAACACCACCGGCUACCCCGCAUCAAACGCUACUAAUAAUUUCGCCAUCACCAAUGCUAAUAAUUCCGCAAUUAUAUCGUGCAACAACGCUUCAGUUUCCGCCCCGUUAAUGUCAGUUAUCCCAAUCCCUGCCAUGUGGGCUAUUCCGACAGUAGCAUCAAACUCAAACUCAUCAACCCCAACUUUCCUCAUAAUCCCACCAAAUCAGGCCGCACAGGUUCUAACAGUUCAGCCAGCCGCUGCUCUAAACUUGGCCCCGGUGGUCAACAUUUCCGCCGCCGCGCGGCCUAUUUCUGCUUUCGUAGCUGCUAUGCAACCCUCCGGCGGCGGCGUUAACGUCGCGCAACCUGUGGCCCAGAUUAAUCUGCAGACUUUUCAGAGCUUGAGCGCAGGAGUUUCAGCGGAGAAACCGAAUUUACCGAGUUCGAGUAACAGUUCUGGGGCGACCAAGACGCAGAUGCUGAGGGAUGUUUCCUGGGAGAUUCACGAGAAAAAGGAGUUCCCAUUUGUGCCCACUCGUUCGGCCAAGAAUUAAGACGAGAGGUUUCCAGCUUGACAAUGAACUCCAAUGGAAGGUCAACAACAGCGUGAAGCGCCGAUUCAAGGAGGACGGUGGUGUUGGAGACUAAGAUGCGCACGUGUGAUAGUGGAAGCAAGGCCUCCAGCUUAGGUUGGCGGAAGGGGUCCACAAGAGUGGAGGCAGAAAAGGGAGAAGGGGCCCACGUGGGGGCACAGUGUCCGAGGUGGUGGACCCGCAGGCGGAGAACGUCCUUGCUGGGCGGCCGCCGGGGUGGUCCCGUAUAUGGGCCUAGCUUUGGUGGAGCAGAAGGGAGAGUGGGGGGACGUGGCCGGCAAUGGGCUUCUGACAUUGGUGGGCCUCUUCAACGCGUUUGCUGCUCCACUUCUUACCUUCAUUUCUUUCUUAGUCUCAUAAUCUCAAUCUCCUCGCAUAGUUAUGGUCAAGCAACCCCUUCAACCAUAAUUCCAUUUCUUCUUUUCUUUUUCAUUUUUUUUUUGGGGAUUAGGUGAUGUAACUACUCAUAAUCUUUAAUCUUAAAUAAAUAGUGGAGCUUGUUUAUCAUUAA
Sesamum indicum (sesame) is the source of this 1852-nucleotide messenger RNA. Its product is annotated as transcription factor TCP9. The record is from RefSeq and is a predicted model, not a curated record. Gene Ontology annotation, cellular component: nucleus. Lineage: Eukaryota; Viridiplantae; Streptophyta; Magnoliopsida; Lamiales; Pedaliaceae. Gene Ontology annotation, molecular function: sequence-specific DNA binding; DNA-binding transcription factor activity.